Molecule: messenger RNA, 2223 nt
Organism: Habropoda laboriosa
Lineage: Eukaryota; Metazoa; Arthropoda; Insecta; Hymenoptera; Apidae
Product: protein VAC14 homolog
Exons: 7
Coding region: 88-2223 (711 amino acids)
Biological process (GO): positive regulation of kinase activity; phosphatidylinositol biosynthetic process
Cellular component (GO): PAS complex; endosome membrane
Source: RefSeq, a predicted model, not a curated record
AUUGAGGUCGAGACAAUACGGCAUCAGCUGUCACUUUUUAAAUAGUUUUGAUGUAUCAUUUUGUAAUUUAAAACGUGACAUUAAAAGAUGAUGUCGGAAAGAGAUUAUGCGCCGCUUAGUUCUGCUUGUGUACGUUCUCUUAACGACAAACUUUAUGAGAAACGAAAAGCAGCUGCAUUGGAAGUAGAAAAAAUGGUAAAAGAAUUUGCUGCACACAAUAAUACUGUUCAAAUCAAACGAUUAUUAAAAGUAUUAGGUCAAGAUCUUGCUACUUCACAGAAUCCACACACACGAAAAGGUGGUUUGAUAGGUUUAGCAGCAAUAGCAGUAGGACUGGGAAAAGAUACUGGUCAAUAUGUAGAAGACUUAAUUCAUCCUAUUCUAGCUUGUUUUUGUGAUUCAGAUUUGCGUGUAAGAUAUUAUGCUUGUGAAAGUUUAUAUAAUGUAGUAAAAGUAGCAAGGGGUGCUGUAUUACCACAGUUUACAGAUAUUUUUGCAGCACUUAGUAAAUUAGCAUGUGAUUCAGAACAAAAUGUAAAAAAUGCUACUGAGUUGCUUGACAGGCUUAUGAAGGAUAUUGUAACAGAGAGUGGUUUGUUUGAUUUAGUUGGAUUCAUGCCUUUAUUACGAGAACGCAUUUAUACCAAAAAUCCAUUUGGUAGGCAAUUUGUAAUAGCAUGGGUAUCUGUCUUAGAUGCUGUUCCUAACAUGGAUUUUAUCAUAUUUUUACCUGAAAUUCUUGAUGGUUUAUUUAGAAUAUUAGAAGAUCACACACCAGAAAUUAAGAAAGUUACAGACACAGCUCUUGGUGAAUUUUUAAGAAGUAUAAAGUCUAAUCCUGCAAGAGUAGAUUUUCCAGGAAUGAUAAAUAUCUUAAUUACACAUGCACAAAGUACAGAUGAAUUAUUACAAUUAACAGCAAUUACAUGGAUCAAGGAAUUUGUACAUUUAUCAGGUCCUCUUAUGCUUCCUUAUAUGUCUGGAAUUCUUCUAGCAGUAUUGCCCUGCUUAGCAUAUGAUGGAGAUUCUAGAAAAAGUAUUAAGGAAACUGCAACACAAGUGAAUUUAAACUUGAUGAAAUUGAUAACUAUGGAAAAUACACAGCUUGUAAAUAAUGUUGGUGAAUUUGAUGUUCAAACUCAGAAGGAUUCUAGUCAAAAUUGUUCCUUAGCUGAACUCUUAGAUUUAUCUAGUGUUGUUGAAGUGUUAACAAAGCACUUAAUGUAUAUGUCAGUCCAAACAAAAGUUGCUGUUUUGAAGUGGAUUCAUCACUUAUUCACAAACAUUCCACAUAAAAUGUUUAAUCAUAUUGAAAAUUUGUUCCCAAUUCUAAUGAAGUCUUUAAGUGAUAAUUCAAAUGAAGUGGUACAACAAACAUUAGUUGUAAUGGCUGAAAUAAUUAGUUCAAAAUCACCUGAAGCAGCUACUACAGAUUCAAAUGCAGAAAUGCAAAAUAAAUAUUUCACAAAAUUUAUUGUAAAUUUAUUAAAACUAUUUUCUACUGACAGAAAUUUACUAGAGGAAAGAGGAGCUUUUAUUAUUAGAGAAUUAUGUGUUUUAUUGAGUGCUGAAGACAUUUAUAAGACAUUAGCAAAAAUAUUGUUGGAAGAACCAAAUUUAAGUUUUGCAUGUAAAAUGAUACAAACUUUAAAUGUCAUACUUUUAACAAGUUCAGAGUUAUUUGAUUUGCGAAAUAAACUUAAAGAUUUAGAUUCUUUAGAAAGUUGCGAAUUAUUCAAAUGUUUAUAUGUAUCCUGGUGUCACAAUCCUGUUGCAACUGUAGCACUAUGCCUUUUAUCACAACAUUAUGGACAUGCUUGUAACAUUAUUCGAUCAUUUGAAAAUAUAGAAGUUACUGUAGAGUUCCUCAUAGAAAUAGACAAAUUGGUACAAUUAAUUGAAUCUCCAAUAUUUACCUAUUUGAGAUUACAACUCCUAGAAAGAGAAGAAAAUGAUGCGUUAGUGUACGCGCUUUACGGUUUGCUCAUGAUUCUUCCUCAAAGUGAAGCAUAUGCAACUUUACAAAGACGUUUAGCAGCUGUUCCACCAACAACAAAGUCGAUACCAAAAACAGUAUCAAAUCCAAAACCUUUUAAAGAUACGUUUGAUUUCCCUGAAUUAUUGAAACAUUUCCAUACCAUUCAAGAACGGCAUAAAGAACAAAAAAGGAACCAGCGAUUAACAAGUAUAAUAGAAAAAAAUACAAAUCAUAUGGAUAUGUAA